GCCGGAGACCUGGGGUUGGGCAGAGCCCAGUUCCGUGCAACUUUCAAGUGAGUUGCAAACUCCGCCCCGAGGCCGGUGCAGGUGUCCUGGCGCACUGGGGCCGCGGGAACCUGCACGAACGCAGGCUGCGACCAGCCACCCCUUGCCCGGGAUCCACAGCGCCCCCGGCAGGGGCCGAACGCCUGGUUCUCCGGGGCAGGAAGUGCGCGUCGGAGCCGUAACUGCCCGAGCGGCGGGGCGGAAGAGCGUGCCGGCCGGUACCGGCUCCCGACUCGGUUCCUGCCUGCCCCGGCCCACUGGUCUCCCCAUUCUUCAGGCUUCCAGCACUGCGGAGUUAGUGGGCGGUGGGCUCCGCCUCCACCAAGAGGCAGCCCGAGCGCCCCUGUGGUUCCCACACCUCCACUGUUAAUCCCAUCCCAGCGCAGGCGUGAGCGUCCCUCUGGGCCUCUUCCUGGAGGGAUCUCCCUUCGCUCCCGAGACUGCAGGAUGGUGUCCUGGAUGAUCUGUCGCCUGGUGGUGCUGGUGUUUGGGAUGCUGUACCCAACUUAUGCUUCCUACAAGGCUGUGAAGACCAAGAACAUUCGUGAAUAUGUUCGGUGGAUGAUGUACUGGAUCGUCUUUGCACUCUUCAUGGCAGUGGAGACCUUCACAGACAUCUUUAUUUCCUGGUUCCCUUUCUACUACGAGAUCAAGAUGGCAUUUGUGCUGUGGCUGCUGUCGCCCUAUACCAAGGGGGCCAGCCUGCUUUACCGCAAGUUCGUCCACCCAUCCUUGUCUCGCCAUGAGAAGGAGAUCGACACCUACAUCGUGCAGGCCAAGGAGCGCAGCUACGAGACGGUGCUCAGCUUUGGGAAGCGGGGCCUCAACAUUGCCGCCUCGGCUGCUGUGCAGGCAGCCACCAAGAGUCAGGGCGCACUGGCCGGAAGGCUGCGGAGCUUCUCCAUGCAGGACCUGCGCACCAUCUCCGAUGCCCCCGCCCCCACCUACCAGGAUCCCCUCUACCUGGAGGACCAGGUACCCCACCGCAGGCCACCCAUCGGGUACCGGGCAGGGGGCCUGCAGGACAGUGACACCGAGGAUGAGUGUUGGUCAGACACAGAAGUGGUCCCCCAGCCAUCAGCGCGGCCCCGAGAGAAGCCUCUGGGCCGCACCCAGAGUCUGCGUGUGGUCAAGAGGAAGCCGCUGGGCACCUCGCGCUCCCUGAAGGUUCGGACGAGGAAGAAGACCACGCCUUCAGACAUGGACAGCUAGGGUCUGCGGAGCCUGGCCCGGUCUUACCUCGUGCCCUGCAGGGCGUUGGGACUGUUUGGAGGGGACCUCUGGCUGCACGUCUGGCCUGCCUGCACCAGCUGCCCGGGUGCUGCCCUCCUGACUCUUGCUGUCGGUUACAGGCCACGUGUGGGGC
Balaenoptera ricei (Rice's whale) is the source of this 1405-nucleotide messenger RNA. RefSeq names its product receptor accessory protein 4 (gene REEP4). Bases 487 to 1251 code for a protein of 254 amino acids. Lineage: Eukaryota; Metazoa; Chordata; Mammalia; Artiodactyla; Balaenopteridae. Gene Ontology annotation, biological process: endoplasmic reticulum tubular network organization. The transcript is spliced from 8 exons. Gene Ontology annotation, cellular component: endoplasmic reticulum tubular network; cytoplasmic microtubule; endoplasmic reticulum membrane. Gene Ontology annotation, molecular function: microtubule binding. The record is from RefSeq and is a predicted model, not a curated record.